Molecule: messenger RNA, 1863 nt
Organism: Polyodon spathula (Mississippi paddlefish)
Lineage: Eukaryota; Metazoa; Chordata; Actinopteri; Acipenseriformes; Polyodontidae
Product: prominin-2-like
Exons: 18
Coding region: 100-1863 (587 amino acids)
Cellular component (GO): microvillus; apical plasma membrane; cilium
Molecular function (GO): cholesterol binding
Source: RefSeq, a predicted model, not a curated record
GGCAGAUUAAUCGGUGACGAGAUCGUCUCUCAGCUGAACAGCUCUGUGACCGCAGCUCUGGAUGCAGCAUCUGUCAGCGUCGAAGAUAUCAGGAGAGUGAUGGACAGCCUGCAGUCUAUCAGAGACGAGAGACAGACUCUGCAGAGCCGGCAGCCUGUCCUCAUCACGAAUCUGAGCGAACGGAAGAACAAUCUGCAACAAAUACUCAGGAGCCCCGCCUGCUCCAACUGUCAGCCCCUCUCCCUUUCUACAGACAAGCUGCAGAUCGAGGCAGACUACAGCAAGAUUCCCAGUGUGGACAGCGAGUUGAACAAGAUGAAAGACAUCGCUGCUUACAAUCUGCAGGGUCAAAUUGAGAAGGGAUUGGAGACAUUCAAGAACAUCCCUCAGAUGACCGUCAACAAGACCAGCUCUACAGUAGAGAGUAGCAAGGUGGCUCUGGAUGGGAUUCAGCCUGUGCUGGCCAGCCUCCUCUCCCCUUCCCUGAGCUCAGCCAGUGCUUUCAUCACCAACAUACAGCUGGGACUCAGGGAGCAGGGCCCCGAGGUGCAGCGAUACGACUACAUCAGGUGGAAUGUGUCCAUUGUCCUGUGCAGUAUGAUCCUGCUCAUUGUGCUGCUGAAUUUCCUGGGCCUGGCGUUCGGGAUUAGGGGGGUGUGUUCACGGCAGGAUCCCGGCGUGCCAAACUGUCCGUCCAGCUCUGGAGCAAAUCUCCUCAUGGCGAGUGUUGGGUUCAGCUUCCUCUUCUCGUGGCUGCUGAUCCUGCUGGUUUUCGUCUUGUUCUUCGUGGGAGGGAAUGUGGAGACCUUCUUCUGCAGGAACUGGAAGAACCAGGAGCUGUUCAAGUUCAUAGACACGCCAGGAAAUCUGCCCAACAAUCUAGACAUCACAAACGCCUUCGGGAUCAAAUUCAACAUCAGCACUGUUUACAAUGGCUGCAGGGCUGGCCGGUCUCUCUACACAAUUCUCAAUCUGGAUCAGCAAUUUAAUCUGCAGAACUUCCUGGAUAUCAAUAAGCUCUCUGCAGAGUUCACUGCGAAGCUGGGCUUGCUGAGUGUGGAUCGCAGUGGGGUGCAGCUGCUGUCUGACGAGGGGCGAGUUCAAGUACAGGAGUUCAGAGACAGCGGCGUCGAGUCCUUCAAUAGCACAGAGUUAAAUAAAAACCCAGUGCAAAUCGACCUGCUGAUGUUUGCAGCCCAGCUAGAGAAGAAGGCGUUGGAGCAGGUGGAUCCUCUGGUAAAAAACUAUUUGACAGACGAAGCCCAAAAACUGAGAGUCUUGCAAAGAGACAUCGUAGACUUGCAGAUGAGCGACGUGGGAAGCUUGAAUGCCAGCCUCAAUGCCCUGUCCUUCACCAGCAAAGCCCUGCAGGGUCACGCUGAUAAAACCUUAACCAGCCUAGACACUGUCGAGAAUAAACUCAACACCGAUGUGCCUGCCAUUGCAAGAACGCUGUCCAGCUGUUUUCUUCUUGAAUGGUUGACCUCUUUGCAGCAAUACCUGGACUGGGCUAUGAAAGCGGUUGCUGAGGCGUUGAGUUGCCAGUCUGUGGCUGUCUCUCUGGAUAACAUCUACACCAUCAGCUGUGAGAAUGUAGUGAACCCCUGGAAUGCGUUUUGGUUGAGUCUGGGCUGGUGCACGCUCUUCCUCAUCCCCAGCAUCAUCUUCGCCGUCAAAACAGCUAAACACUUCCGAGCCGUGAGGAGCAGCUCCAAAUCCCAAUCCCCCCCCCCCUCCCCUCCCUCCUUCCCUCCCACCGACCUCCUGGCUCUGGAUACCAUGUUUGUUCAGGUGUCCCGUGCGAAGCCGCACCAGCAGAGGCGCUCCUCGCUCGUCUGGAAGGAACAGCAUCAUCACGUUUAG